AUGGACCUUGACAACAACACCCGGUGGUGGGCCGAAACGUUCGUGCCAUACGUUUCCAGGCGCAGUGCUGAAAUUGUGGAAGACAGAUGCGGCCUGGAGCUCAGUCAAGCUGGGAUCAUCCAUGAGAUCAAGUCCAAUGCCAUCGAGAAAGCGAAAUUGGCAGCAGAGUUGAAGGCUCGCGAAUUUGCCCGAGGCAAGCCGUAUACGCAGAGGGACGAAAUCGAAGCGGACAUCAUUGACUUGGCCAAGGUGUGGAUUUAUGUGUACCUGCCGCGGUAUAAGGCACAGGUCAGAAAUAUUAUCGCAGAGGCCUUCAACAUAAGAGGAGAUGUAGGGGAGAAGCUAGAAGGUACCGAUCUGUGUACAGAGUACUAUUGGGUUUCGUUGGAAGGGGAUCAAGAGGAGGACCAGCAGCCACCAACGAGGCUGGUUGAGAUCCAGGUUGUCACAGACAAGGGCGACAGACAAUUCCAGGCACCGCAUGAGGUGGCGGUCUUUUUGCACAGACUCGCCAAGUCCAAGGGCAGAAGGGAAACGGAUUGCGGCGACGCCAGGCUGUUGUGGGAGGUGCUGAAUAUUCUGGGGUUGAAUCGAUACAGAGAACUUCGCGAUAUCGUGCUGGGGCUUGAUAUGUCAAAGGCACUUGCCAGUGACUUCUCACGCAAGGCUGACGGGUUUGCGCCUCUGGAGCUCAGCGUGGCCACCUACGUGACCGACUCAACCAUCCGAUUGCAAAGUGGAAGUGACAAGAUUCUCGAAAUUGCGCACAACGAAGGAGGAUACCUUGAAUCGAACCGCGAAAGGUACCGCAUGAGGGUUCUGAGGGACACCUUCAUCUGGCUAGCCGACCUUUAUCCAUGGGGAGACGGGACAGGUUCGAUGCUUUUCCACGGCCUCGAUAUAUCCAUGGCAGAUCUCCAAAGAAAAAAAAUUCGCUGGUUGGACAGCUUGGAGGCCAGGAGCUUCUACGAUGGUGAACAGAGCUCACUGCCUCACGAAGAAGGCAAAGAACUUGCGAAGCUGUGGGCCGUGUUCGAGAGACAUACCCAACUGCCUGCCCAGUAUUCUUUCAACCUUGCCCGGCUCGACGUCAAAGGUCCAACUCCACCUAACUGGGCCCAUUUCCGCAGGGCAAUCACUGACCUCGUUUAUGACCAACCGAAGGACUCGAGCAGGGAUAAUGGGGGAAGGGAAGGGUGA
Aspergillus puulaauensis is the source of this 1200-nucleotide messenger RNA. RefSeq lists its product as uncharacterized. Lineage: Eukaryota; Fungi; Ascomycota; Eurotiomycetes; Eurotiales; Aspergillaceae. The transcript has a single exon. The coding region runs from base 1 to 1200 and encodes 399 amino acids. The record is from RefSeq and is a predicted model, not a curated record.